AUGCCCGCCUCGGCGUCUCCUCCUGUCCAGCCCGCGGCACCGCCCCUUCCUCCUCCUCCCGCUUCUCCUGCCCCUCCGGAGGAGGUGGAGGCGACUGCUGGUUCGCCUUCGAGGGCUUCGGCAGUGGGGACGGUGAACUGGGGAACGGCCACCCUCGUUGGGGUCUUCGCUGGGCUGCUAUACGGAGGGAGCAGGGAGGCCUCCGCCUCCGUCAGUAAGGAUGCCGAGGUGAUGCUGAAGAUGGGAAGCACCACUGACAAGCGUGAACAGUAUAGAUUGAUGAGAGAUGCCAUGGAGAAAAGGUUCAUCCGGGUUGCCAAAGGUUCACUAGUCGGGGUGUUCGGCUGGGGAUGUUUACUCAUACUUUCUUUGGCAUACAGAACCUUCUUAUCGACACUCGUGGAGUUCAUGAUGUAUUCAACAUUGCAAGCAGCUGGCUCUGCUACUGCAGCUGCUUUUGGGCUUAUAUUGCCAGGCUCAAUGAUGUGGCGUGCAAGGAAUGUUUUGGUGGGAUCUGCUCUUGGUGCUGGCAUCUGCUAUCCACUUGGUUGGGUACAGUUGAAGCUGGCAGAAAAGGCCAACUUGGAGAUUGCAAAUUCGAAACCAUCAAACGAUUUGACAGAGGGAAAAGGAAAUCAAACCCGUGUGGGUGCUGCUAUCGAACGACUUGAGGGUAGUCUGAAGAAGUGA
Molecule: messenger RNA, 690 nt
Organism: Miscanthus lutarioriparius
Lineage: Eukaryota; Viridiplantae; Streptophyta; Magnoliopsida; Poales; Poaceae
Source: the annotation of a GenBank genome assembly